AUGCGGAUACGUCUGUUAAACCUGAUAGCAUCAGUCAUAUGGUUGCAGCUAUGGAACGUGAUCCUAAAGUUAUGGGACUUUGUGGAGAAACAAAGAUUGCAAAUAAAUUUACUAGUUGGGUUACCAUGAUUCAAGUAUUUGAAUAUUAUAUUUCGCAUCAUCUAGGAAAAUCCUUUGAAUCAAUUUUCGGUGGUGUUACUUGUUUACCUGGAUGUUUUUGCAUGUACCGUAUCAAAGUGCCAAAGUAUGAUGGUCACAUGGUACCAAUCCUUGCGAAUCCAGAUAUUGUAGAAGUAUAUUCUUCAAAUAACGUAGAAACGUUACAUCAAAAAAAUCUAUUACUUCUUGGAGAAGAUCGUUAUCUUACAACCUUAAUGUUACGAACAUUCCCAAAACGAAAAAUGAUAUAUGUACCCAGUGCUAUAUGUAAAACUGUAGUACCAGAUAGUUUCAAAGUUUUACUAUCACAACGCCGACGAUGGAUUAAUUCAACAUUACAUAAUUUAAUGGAACUUAUUUUAGUACCACAGCUUUGUGGUAUAUUUUGCUGUUCUAUGCAGUUUGUAAUUUUCUUGGAAUUGGUUGGAACUGUAGUAUUACCUUCAUCGCUCUUGUUUAUGAUAUAUUUGGCUUUUUCAGCCAUGAGUGGUACUGACGUACCUGUGUACAUUAUGUGGAUGAUCGUGUUCAUAAUUGCUACACCUAUAUGGUAUUUUAUAUUGCCGUUAUAUGCAUUUUGGCAUUUCGAUGAUUUUUCAUGGGGAGCAACUCGCAAAAUCACAGGUGAGGAUAAUGGGCAUGGUGGUAAUGAUUCUGAUCAAUUUGAUUCGUCUAAAAUUCCGUUGAAGAAAUGGGCCCGAUGGAAAGCUGAGCAAAUGAAUAUAAGUGAAAAAAAAAUAGUUGAUGAGCACAGAAUUAAUGGAAAUAAUAACAAUAAAGGACUUUCAACACCACAAAAGGUUCCCUUAUCUGAAAGAUAUAAUCAAAUGGAUAGUUUACCGCCUGGUGAACAUAGAGGUGAAACUACGAGACAAACUUUACGUGAAUAUAAAUAUACUGGUGGAAAACAAGUUGGUGAACUACAGCCUUCAAAUGGACACAGAUUUGAUAGCAGGAAACCAGUUGGUAGACCGUCACAAACUAUAGCAAUUUCACCUAAUGAUGAUAUGUCACAACAUAUAGUUCCUUCUUUUGGUCAUGGUGGAUCUCAGUCUAGGCCAUUGCCUAGAGUACCUUUAUCCAGAACAAAUUUUGAAAUGAAUGGAAAGCCUAUUGGACCUAGGUCACCUGAAUCCAAUAAAGGUUAUGGUGACCCAAGUAUAGUUUAA
Molecule: messenger RNA, 1328 nt
Organism: Racocetra persica
Lineage: Eukaryota; Fungi; Glomeromycota; Glomeromycetes; Diversisporales; Gigasporaceae
Source: the annotation of a GenBank genome assembly